Cylindrotheca closterium is the source of this 1602-nucleotide messenger RNA. The record is from the annotation of a GenBank genome assembly. NCBI's taxonomy places the organism in Eukaryota, Bacillariophyta, Bacillariophyceae, Bacillariales, Bacillariaceae.
AUGAAGAUCUUGGCAUCAGCUUUGUCAAUUUUCCACCUCCUGAGCUUUUGCGGUGGAUAUGAGAGCAUUCAUUCAUACACACCGAUGUCGUUGGUAACAGACUCUGCGGCAAUCGAUCAAGACCUCCACGUGAUUCAUCUUGAAUUGAAGAAGGAGACACAACGUGGAUGGACCAACGCAGAAAAAAUCUACCGCGAAGGUGCAUUCAGUAAACCAGUUGCCAAAAUUUUGCUCAAUUCGCCUCUAGAAGAUGAUCUCCCUGCUAAAACUACAGUAAAAGGAGUUGACACUAGUGGAUUCCCAGUCUCUGGAACGCUAUUCAAGGAAGCAAAGGUUGAUGAAAGAGAAUUGAUGAUUCAAUACGAUAUCAGUGAAGUUCAAGCAAAUUAUGUUAACUGCCAGGUUGGCGGAAACCCUGCUCCAAAUGUCGGUGGAUGCUUCAAUUCCACUGGAAACUUGACAGUGAAUGGCGCUGUUCUACCCUAUGAUUAUGACAUUUACAAGCACAACGUCAAUGAGCGUACUAUUGCACACAUGAGUAUUGACGCAGAGGAGAAAAUGUGGAAAUGCGACAACUGCCCAUUCCCCGAGUAUCAAAUGUUCUACAACUACUUUGGAGAAUUCAACUAUGCGGACCGAAUUCUCACACACGCCUUUCGUGGGGAGCAAACCUACUUGAAGCAUGGAAAUAUGGACUUCGGGUACUACACAGAAUACGCUCUUACAGAAUUUCUACACAAGGGUAUGUCAUAUUUGAACAUUUGGAUGUGGACUAUCCGACAGAUGGAGCAUGCCCUUGCCGAGUGCGAGGAGUCCAAAUUAGAUGAGGGCGUUCAUUACUGGGAUGAAGCGGUUGCGUUUUACACGGGGUCGCGAAGUCUUAUUCCAAACAGAGAUGGCAACUUGAUUUGGCAUCAAGCAAUGUUGCGAUGCGACGAAUUUAUGACUUGCGGACCAAAUGCCGACCAACGAGAUGAAGAACCAUAUGUAAACAUUGAAGCAUUCAAACAUUUCAAUGAAGGGCAACUUAACAUUGUAAAUGGAAAAUGCAAGCUAGCCAGAAAGAACAAAGAGCGCAUCGUCACAAUGAUGCUCAUCCCUUUGAUUCAAGGAAAUCUUCGAUACUCUCAUAUCAUUGCACACGAAGAUAAGUUCUACGAGAAGCACGGUGCAGAAGCUACGCUCUACGCCUUGGCCACUCUCCCAUUCGUCCAUGACUGUAACCCAAAGAAUGCAGAAAUCAUUUAUCAAAACUUGAAAUCGAAGAAUACCGCCAACGUGGACUACACUGCUGUCAAACAAGCAUUCGAGGGGACAUACGAAUGUUUGAAUAUUAAGUGUUACGAGAUUGGAGGUAUCUGGGAGAAGAGCAUCAAUGAUUACAAGUAUGAUGCUUUCCCAUGCGGACUGCGGGACGACACGGCUUUCUGGAUGGUCAUUGGCGGUUCGGCAGGAGGACUGGUGCUCCUUUCGAUAAUGGGUUUGGUAUUCCUUCGCAUGAGACGCACGAAGAACACACGGGCGAAAACAAUUGAAUCUCUUGAAGAGGGUGAUAUGGAAGAUAUCCCAAUUGGAGGUGAUAGUGACAAGGUCAUUACAUAG